AUGAAGCAGGAUGUUGGCAUGCUUUCUACAUCCUGGUUCGGUGGCCACGACCCUGACUUUUGGAACACUGGAAGCACACUCCCGGAUGGAUCGGAAGAGCAUCCCGUAGACACGUUCUGGGCAGAGAGGUUCCUCAAAUACGAAGACGAUCCAACAGGUGGUCCAGUUCGCAACACCAACGUCAAGCCUUCAACGAGGCCUUCCAAGCGCACAGCAGAUGACGACCGCAAAGCAAGUGUUUUUACAGAAGGGACACAAGGAUAUUUCUACCCCUAUGGUGGCGGCACAAAGAUGUGUCCAGGUCGCUUCUUCGCGAAGCAAAAGCUCAUGGCAGGUGUUGCAUUGUCUCUGCGAGCUUACGAAAUCGAACUCGUUGAUCCUGAAGCAGCGGCCAAAGUUGGACCAAACAUGGAUUAUUUCCCUUUUGGUACGAUCCCUCCGAAAGGCAAGGUCCCAGCUCGGAUCAGAAGACGAAAACUCUGA
Messenger RNA from Fusarium graminearum PH-1, 483 nucleotides. RefSeq lists its product as uncharacterized. Gene Ontology annotation, molecular function: heme binding; iron ion binding; monooxygenase activity. Lineage: Eukaryota; Fungi; Ascomycota; Sordariomycetes; Hypocreales; Nectriaceae. The transcript has a single exon. Bases 1 to 483 code for a protein of 160 amino acids. The record is from RefSeq and is a predicted model, not a curated record.